UCUUGUGUUAUCUUAUCUAGGCAGCCACACCACCAAAUGGAAACUUGCGCAUACAUUGAUGCCGACUUACGAAAAGCGGCAGAAAAUGGCGAACUUGAUCCAUUCAAAAAUGUUCAACCACCUCUUGAUAGGCUACUUUCCCCAAAGAAAAACACAAUAUUGCAUAUUUACCUUAGCACUCCAAGUAAGAGACAUCCCCAGUUUAUAGAGGGGAUACUUGGACUUUGUCCGUCACUGUUAUUGAAGGUCAAUGUCCACGCUGAUACUCCGUUCCACAUUGCAGCAAGGUACGGGCAUGUUGAUGCAGCAGAAGUGCUAAUCAAACAGGCAAAGGGUGAUGAAAUAGAUUUAGAGAGCGGAGAAGGGCCAACAGAGAGUAAAAUGGCAGCAGUAAGGAAGAUGUUAAGGAUGACAAAUAAAAAUAAAGAAACGGCCUUGCAUGAGGCGGCACGAAACGAAAGAAGUCGGGACAUUGUGAAAGCAAUAAUGCGUGAUGAAGAUCCAACAAAGUUUACAUAUUCUGCCAAUAAUAAUGGGGAAACUCCGCUUUACCUAGCUGUUAAAAAUAGAAAUAUGGAGAUAGCUUUUGAACUAUUAAAUCAUCCCGAUUCACAAUUACUGGCUUAUGGUGGUCCCAAUGGUAAAACGGCAUUACAUGAGGCAAUAGUGCUGCACUUCGAAGAUAACGACUUCACAGAUGAAGGGCAGAGGAAGUCGUUGUGGGAGAAAUACAGAUCCUGGGAGAAAUACAUAUCCUUAUACGGCAAAAAAAAUGAGGAAGAUGACAAUCAAUCGCACACGGGUUAG
Hevea brasiliensis (rubber tree) is the source of this 807-nucleotide messenger RNA. Its product is annotated as protein ACCELERATED CELL DEATH 6-like. The coding region runs from base 37 to 807 and encodes 256 amino acids. Gene Ontology annotation, molecular function: protein binding. The transcript has 2 exons. The record is from RefSeq and is a predicted model, not a curated record. Lineage: Eukaryota; Viridiplantae; Streptophyta; Magnoliopsida; Malpighiales; Euphorbiaceae.